CGCACCGACCACAGAAGUGAAAAGGCUUCAAAGUUCCCGCCUUGGGAAAUUUCCAGCUACGGCACACUUCUGAUUCCACAUUUCCACUGCACAAACGCCUAUUUCUCACCGGAAAAAGGGAUAAAAGCCCUAAAACCCAAACUUCACCGGAAAUCUCGCAGCCGACGCCAAAUGGUGUCAACUUGGCAGCUACAUUCCGACGGCGGAGACAAUUUCCGAUGGGAAAUAUCUCCAACGCCGAAACCCUCCCACCAGCAAAACAACUACCACUGCUCUACUCCUCCGCCUUCUCUCCCUUCCUUCCACGACGUUCUGGUUCAAGGAUGUUCGAAGAUUUUGGAAGAUUGUAAUAAACGGAAUGUUGUUGUUGAUGAUGAUAUUACUCCGAUGUUUCGAACUGGAUCGGGAAGCUCUGUUGUUCUGAAGAAGUCGUCGAUUGCGAAAGCUUAUUCUGUUCUUGGAGAUGAUAUCGUCGACAAUUUUGAUACAGGGCAACCAUGUUUUAAAGGAAAUGGUUUCACUUCCCCCAAUUCGAUGUUUCAAACAGGCUCUGGGAAGAAGGUUAAUAUUUCUUCUACUGGACUUAUCAGAGCUAGAGCAAUGUUGGGUAUCGAAGAAAAUAACGAUGAUUGUUCCAUCGAAGGUUUUGAGCCUGCAAAAAAGAAAUUUCGUGGAGUGGACACGUCUGCGAGUGAAAUACGAUCACAUUUAGGGAAGAGGAAGAUAGGGAUCAGCAGCGAGGGAGCCGAAAAUGACAUGCACUGCUCAAAGUUUCCGUUUCAUUUGAAGAGUGAUGCAUCAGGAACUGAGUUUGGUGAUGAGGAUUUUGGUAAACUUAUACGACCAGAGAUGUCUGAUUCUACCUGCAAACCACCUGCGAUUAAGUUCAAUACUGCAGGUGGUAGAUCAAUUUCAGUAUCUAGGGAUGCCUUGCAGCGAGCGCGAAACCUUCUCGGUGACCCAGAGAUGGAAAGUCUUUCAAAUGAAGGGGAUGCAGGUGCUUCCAUGUUUUCGUUUUUCAAGCAUGAGAAUUCUGGUGGGAGCUUCCUUAACAAGGAAAACACGACUGAUUUUUCUCAUCAAUUUGAACAAAAUCCAAAGAUCUUUGUAUCGCCAAUGAAGUCAUCUACUAAAAAUCCUUUGGAAGCUAAAUCAGAAACCUUGAUCUCAGGGACGAAUUUAAUGAGGAAAUUUGAUGAUGAGGAAGUCAUCUGCAAUUCCAAUGGUAAACUAUCCUCAUCAUGUCCGACAAAGAGUUUGCAAGGGAAACCUCUUGUACCGGAUGCAAUACUUCAACCCUCCAUGGUCAAUGGUGCCGGUCCAGGUUUACAUAGACUCUCAAAGCCAUCUGGGGGGAAACUAGCUGAUAUAACAAACACUAUAAGCAUUGACUCUGCAGUCUCUACAACUAAAAAAGGAAUAAUCACUGAUCUAAGGAGACUUGGGAAACGAAGUUCUGUUUCUCCAUUCAAGAUGCCAAGAAAUUCAAAGUUCAUCACUCCUCUGAACUGCAACCUUUCUUCGGCCCCAAAUGAAUUGUCCAGCAGGGAAUCCGAGGCUUCAUAUUGUCGAAAAAGGGUUUGUACCCGUUAUCCCUUUCAGCACUCAAGAUUGUAUGUCAAGGAGUUUUUUAAAAAGCCUCCAACCUCUUCAAUAAUGCUGGAGCAUAUUCCAGAGCAAGAGCGGCACAUAAAUCCUAGAACUUCGGAGAAAUACACAUUUUGUGAUGGAUCCCAGCUAUUAGGUGUUGAAAAUUUCUACCAUAUGCUGGUUCAGUCAGGAGCUUCUGCGCAACAUGCAUCCAAAGAGUGGGUCGCAAAUCACUACAAGUGGAUUGUGUGGAAACUUGCUAGCUAUGAGAGAUAUUAUUCAUCUAAAUUUAUGAAGAAGUUCUUAAUAGUUUCUAAUGUUCAUGAGGAGUUGAAGUAUAGAUAUGAACGUGAAGUCAAUCAUGGUCAGCGUUCUGCAAUCAAAAGGAUUUUAGAAGGAGAUGCAUCACCUUCUUCCAUGCUGGUGCUAUGUGUCUCUGAUAUUGAGAAUCCAAGUACAAGUAUGGCGGAAAAGAGUAGCAAUUUUAGAAUAGAACUUACUGAUGGGUGGUACUCUGUAUGUGCCCAGUUAGAUGUCAUGCUGUCAAAGCAACUUGAUGCGGGGAAAUUAUUUGUGGGACAAAAACUACGGAUAUGUGGAGCUGGUUUAAAUGGCUGGAAUGGACCUGUUUCUCCACUUAAGGCAUCAUCAGCAAUUAGCUUAAUGCUGCAUAUGAACGGAACAUACAGAGCUAGCUGGCAUGAACGUUUAGGAUUCUGUCGAGGGGUGUGUGCACCAUUGGCGUUUAGAUGCAUCAAGGAUAAUGGAGGUCUAAUCCCUAGGACCCUAGUUGGAGUUACCAGGAUAUAUCCUGUUCUUUACAGAGAAAGGUUGAAGAGUGGAGGCUAUAUUGUGAGGUCAGAAAAGUUGGAAGCUUCACUUACUCAGCUUUACAACCAGAGGCGCUCUAACGUCGUAGAAGGACUUACAUCAGACUUUCAGAGAGGUUUGGUUGGUUCUUGUAUAGAGAAUGACUAUGAUAAUGAAGGAGCAAAGAUCCUGAAGAUGCUUGAGAGUGCUGCUGAACCAGAACUAUUGAUGGCAGAAAUGAGUUCUGAGCAGUUAUCAUUAUUCUCAAAGUAUCGAGCGAAAAUUGAUGAGACAAGGCAGGGAGACUUGCAGAGGUUGAUCGAGAAGGCACUUGAAGAUGCAGGAUUAAGUGCUAGAAACGUCACCCCAUUUAUGCGAGUAAGGGUUGUUGGACUGAAAAGUAGAGGACAAUACAAAGGUGAAGUCCAAAGGGAAGGGUUAAUUACAAUCUGGAAUCCUACCGAACAGCAGAUGCUAGAGCUGGUAGAGGGGCAGCCUUAUGCUAUUUCAGGUCUCAUACCGUUGCAUUCUGAUUUAACUACACUAUAUUUACAAGCUAGAGGUUCUAGCACUAAAUGGAAGCCUUUGACUACAAAAGAAAAGGAAUCAUUCGGGCCCUUCUUCAAUCCUCGCAAGUCAGUAUCAUUAUCAAGAAUGGGGGAGGUUCCUCUGUCCAGUGAAUUUGAUACUGCUGUGCUGGUUUUACACGUGGGCCUAGAGUAUAUAUCUGGUCAACAAAAAAGACAGUGGGUGUUUGUAACUGAUGGAUCCUUGUGCGAGCGACAAACAGAAGUAUCAACAAUCUCCUUGCUGGCUAUAAGCUACUGUUCCCAAUGCUCUGACGAUGAUUCCAUAUCUCCAAUUAAUAAUAACCUUGUUGGCAGCAUAGUUGGGUUCUGCAAUCUUGUGAAGAGAGCUAAGGAUCAUGCAAAUGAUAUGUGGGUAGCGGAAGCUACAGAAAAUUCGACAUAUUUCCUCAAGUAUAAUGAUCCAUAUUGUUCCCAUCUCAAAGAUGCCUUUGGUCUCGUUAAGAAAUGGGAGCAAAGUGGUAGCUCAAUAAUCGAGAUGCUCAGAGAGAAGGUUUUGCAUAUAGUUGGUGGUUCUAAAGGCUAGGACGUUGAAUUGUUUCCUGGCUGUCAUUUUCCAAGUCUUUUGCUGGCACAGAUGUUCAGAACGAGUAGGGGACUUUUUGCACUGAGUAUUAUCAGGAGCUAAACCCAGGUGUCCUGUAUGAGCUCUGGCAAGUCCUUAUAUUGCUUCUUCUCAUGCCAUGCUCUGACAUUUAUAGAGUAUCCAUGCAACAAAUGGAAUAGAUGAAGCGUGCAUCUUUGGAGCUCCAAUUUUUAGGUGGAUCAGCAUCAGUGAGUAUGCCAAUCUGUCUGGAAUCCAUAACCCGUGAACUUUUCCAAGCCGCCUCUCAGCGGCAAAGCAUGAUAUGCAACCUGCAGUCUACCGUUGUUUCUCUUCGCGUUGCCACAAGUGACAGAUUUUACUGGGAUAACACCCUGGCAAGUCAAACAGAGACAUGAAAGGUUGUGCUAAGAUCAUCCUUUUCAAGCUGUUUCCGUAAAUGCAGAUGUCAUUAUCACUUGAUGGUUCUAAAAACAACCUUUCGUCUGACACAAUCAACACUGCCCCGGCCUGAGUUACCUGAUACAGCAUUACGCAAUUUAGAUGGAGGUCUGUAAAUGUUGUAAUCUCCGGGAGUAUUUUCCUGCUGCUUGGGUUUGCUAGAAUCAGCCAAAGUCGUGCUGGCUUGUAUCUUGCAGGACAUUGCGAAAUUUGUACAGCAAAGGAAGGUUGAGUUAUUUGAUUAAUGUAAAAUAUCUAUAGUUGUGUAAAUUCAGCGUACUGUUUGGAACCGCCCCUCUACCACCCCUGACACAACCAGAAAAAGAAAGUAUAUACUGAAGAAACCUUGUACAGUUGGGAUGGAGAAUUUGCCAAAGAGCUACAUCGGCUACGUGAAAGUUUUUAACAUCUUUGUGCAGUUUUACUUACAUUUGGGAAUUGGGAUGUAAGCUUGUGAAGAACUGAAACAGUUUUUAGUUUCCGGGCAUACUGUACUAAUCGUAUUUGAUUGCACUCUGUAUUAUUUUCAAUCAAUGGUUUAGUGGCAGAUUAAGAUGCUAUGCCAGCAUUAAUACCA
Spinacia oleracea (spinach) is the source of this 4549-nucleotide messenger RNA. Its product is annotated as protein BREAST CANCER SUSCEPTIBILITY 2 homolog B. Gene Ontology annotation, biological process: regulation of DNA-templated transcription; double-strand break repair via homologous recombination. The record is from RefSeq and is a predicted model, not a curated record. Lineage: Eukaryota; Viridiplantae; Streptophyta; Magnoliopsida; Caryophyllales; Amaranthaceae. Bases 172 to 3513 code for a protein of 1113 amino acids. The transcript is spliced from 19 exons.